Ogataea parapolymorpha DL-1 is the source of this 1080-nucleotide messenger RNA. Its product is annotated as putative oxidoreductase. Gene Ontology annotation, molecular function: nucleotide binding. The coding region runs from base 1 to 1080 and encodes 359 amino acids. The transcript has a single exon. The record is from RefSeq and is a predicted model, not a curated record. NCBI's taxonomy places the organism in Eukaryota, Fungi, Ascomycota, Pichiomycetes, Pichiales, Pichiaceae.
AUGACCGAUAAAAGUUCAAAGAUCCACCUCAGAUGGGGUAUAGUGGGAUUGGGGCAGUUCGCCGCAAAAUGGGCGAACGAUGUUUUCUCCAACUACCGAAAGGACUCUGUUCAUGGGCAGCACGUGACACAUGAAUUAAGAGCUGUUGUUUCCACCAGUUCACUAUCCAAAGCUCAGCAAUUUGUCAGCCUACUAAACGGUACAGACAAACAGCCAGUACUCUACGACUCUUAUCAAAAGUUUCUAGAGGAUGACGAGAUUGACAUCGUGUAUAUUGCUGCUCCAAAUGCGUUCCACUAUAAAUUGGCUAAACAAGCUCUAGAAGCUGGAAAACACAUCUUAGUGGAGAAAACAUUUACCAUAAAUUAUCAGCAGGCACUCCGACUACAAGAGAUUUCCGCAAGAAAGAACCUCUUAGUUGUCCAUGGCGUUUGGACAAGGUUCCUUCCUACUACAAAAAAACUGGUGGAGGUGGUGGAAAACGGAAAGGUGGGAAACGUACGUCGUGUUCACGCAGAUCUUAGUCACAACUGUUCAUAUGACAGCAACAGCCGGCUCUUCAAUCCAGAACUAGGAGCGGGAGUUCUGUUGGAUAACCUGAUAUACUCGAUCACGUGGACGGAUCUGCUUUUGUUAUCAAAGACGGCCACAAGUCCAAAAAUUUACUCUUGGUCUAUCAAAUCCAAAGAAGUACCAGAAAUUGAUGUUUCCACAUCAAUCACUUUGUUGUUUGACGACUCACUUGCAUCGGGAACGGCAACUGGGUCGUUCCUUAUCGAGUCGCCAAGAGAAAGUGUACUGAUUGAAGGCGAUAAAGGGUACAUUAAGGCUGGGCGUACAUCAAGACCAUCAUAUGCAACUUUUAUUUCUAGUGACGGCCAGGAAGAGCAGCUUGAGUUGCCCGUUAUUGAGGGAAUAGGGUAUUAUUACGAGGCUAAUGCUGCUGCCAUUGCCAUUGGGAAUAAGCAGAAUGAUCUGACAGAGUAUCCAUUGAAAGACACCAUCAGAAUCCUACAGAUAUUUGAUCAAUGCAGAUUGGACAACGGGAUUGCAUUUCCAGAGUCAGUGGAAGAUCUAUGA